Fonsecaea monophora is the source of this 873-nucleotide messenger RNA. RefSeq lists its product as hypothetical. Lineage: Eukaryota; Fungi; Ascomycota; Eurotiomycetes; Chaetothyriales; Herpotrichiellaceae. Gene Ontology annotation, cellular component: fungal-type cell wall. The transcript has a single exon. Gene Ontology annotation, biological process: fungal-type cell wall polysaccharide metabolic process. The record is from RefSeq and is a predicted model, not a curated record. The coding region runs from base 1 to 873 and encodes 290 amino acids.
AUGCAGAAAGCCAGACCUCCACCCCCUCCACCAAAACCCAAAGCCCUCUCCUCCAACCUCGUAGCGUCUGCCCACCAUCCACGCAGCCGCAAGCGUGGACUAGGAUGGCCCUGGAACCAGCCCAGCACGCACUUCGCACUCUACGAGCCGCACGCGCGGACGGGCAAGAUCUCGUGGAUAUGCAAUUGGGAGUGCUGGGUCCCGGACUCUGUGCCCGCGGGGGUGGAAUGGGUCCCCUGCGUGCGCACGGCGGCCACGGCGCGCGACCAACUCGACCCGUUCCUGACGGAUAUCGUGCAGAACCGCGGGAUCCAGACCUCGGCACUGCUGGGGUUCAACGAGCCCGAGAUCCCCGACCAGGCCAACCUGCCCGCCGACGAGGCGGCCAGGCUGUGGACCGACGUCGUCGUGCCCGCGAAGAAGAAAUUCGGCCUCCGCCUGGGCAGCCCCGGCAUGAGCAGCGACGUGUCGAGGAGCAAACCCUGGUUGAACACCUUCCUCUCCCUCCUGGGCGGCGCGCACGAGAUCGAUUUCCUAGUGCUGCAUUGGUACGGCCCGCGGUUCGCGGACAUGAGGUCCUUCCUCGAGGACAUGCACGCCACGUACGGCCUGCCCGUGUGGGUGAACGAGUUCGCCUGCUCGCGCAUGGGCGAUGGGGAGGCCCGCGUCGACGAGGUCGAGGCCUUCAUCAGGGAGGCGGUGCCUUGGUUGGAGGCGUGCCCGUGGAUCGAGCGUUACGCCUACUUUGGGAAUCAGGACGUUGGCACUUGGGUGGGGAAGGCGAGCAACUUCACAGAGGAAGCGACUCAGGACGCGACAGCUACGGACGGAAGACGCUUGACGAGAGUGUCGAGACUCUACUGUGAGCUUUGA